Molecule: messenger RNA, 1960 nt
Organism: Ectocarpus sp. CCAP 1310/34
Lineage: Eukaryota; Phaeophyceae; Ectocarpales; Ectocarpaceae
Source: the annotation of a GenBank genome assembly
CCUUUUACAUCACGGCCAUCGCAGCACACGAUACUGGAAGUGAACGCAUCGAACGGGAAGGUGAUGCGGCGCUGUUUCGCCCUAAGCUUGGCUCUCGCAACUAGCGUGGAAGGUUUUCUUCCUGCGCCUGGUGUGAGCUCGUUCGUCAGCAAAUCAGGUUCUUACGGCACGGGAUUAAACAAUGAGCGCUCUGGGUUGCCAGCUGCGCGCCAGAGAGCGGCCAUGAGCGCUGACGGGGGGAAGGUCUUGGUGACGGGCUUUUUAAACUCCAAGCAGCGCACGGACCAGUUUGUGUUCGAUAUCUUGCAGGCGCAAGGCCGGUGGGAGAAGAUUGUCGCGUUUUCCGAUAGCGUCGCGUUUGCCAAGAAGCGAUUGGUGAGCCGCAAGUCUCGCUACAGCGGACUCUUGGAUGUGUUGGAGUUCGAGGAGGGAGAUAGGUACGACGCAGCAACCAUGGAGGAAAAGCUCAAGGGGAUCUCGGCAUGGUUGUGUUUCGACUGCGAAGGCGACAAGAUCAAGGAGUCGGUCGAGUUCGCCAAAAAGGCUGGCGUGAAGAGCAUGGUGAUUUCGUCCACCGUCUCUGCGGCCGACGCGUCCAGUGCAGGAGUGGAGGACGCCUUGAAGGAUUCUGGGCUAGAAUACACGUUCAUUCGUGUCGGCGAGGUCGUGGAGGGUAAGGAGGGCGGGUCGGUCACGGUGGGGAAUGUCACGGACGAGCUUCCCGUGGAGCAAGUGGUACGCGACGACAUUGUCCGUCUUAGCGCGGAGGCGUUCAUGAUGGAGAACGCCACUAACACGGCUUUUGCCUUCGGCAAGGGCGAUGAUAUCGCUCUCGCGUACCUCAAGGAGUUGCGUCAAAAUGGAACUGAUCGCCGAACUGAAAUGAGCACGCUCAUUUCCGGCGGCUUUCUAGAGUACCAAGCAAUGAAGGAGGCCGAGGAGGCGGAGAAGAAUAAGCCUCCACCGUCGAAGGAAGAGCUGGAGGCGCGGGAGAAGGCGUUCCAAGAAGAGAGGGAGGCAGAGUACGCCGCGAUAAGGGAGCAGAACGCCAUCAAGCGACAGGAGGAUGACAUCAAGCUGGUCGAAAAAGAAGCCAGGGAGUUCCUGGAGAAGGAGUGGAACGCCCAGUUUUGGUCCCGCACAACUAGCUUGACGGAGGAAGAGUAUUUCGAGGACGAAGACAACUGGGAUCGUGCGAUGAAACACGGGUACGACGUGGUGAACACUGCUCGAGGCUUUCCUCCCAAGUACAAGAAGGAACUUGAGGGGGAGGAGGAGGCAGAGGACGACGAUGACGAUGAGGACGACGAGGAGGAUGAGCCAAAGGAAGCAGACACAACCACUUCUUCCGAGGACAACGCCGUCAGUGUUACCAAGCCCACCAAGUCGGGGUCAAAAACUGACGUGGAGGUGUCCAAGGAAAUCACCGCCGAAUCCAAGGACGAGGAGUCGGACGGUCCAGCCGAAUCUCCAAAAGCAAAGUUGGAUUAGUGGCGCGUAUUCGUUUCUAUAUGCUUGGCUAGGGAAAUGAGAGUAUUGUCAUGAGCAUCAUUGCACACAGGAUUGAAUACGUGUCUUCGUCAGUUGAGGUGUUUCAAUGCACGUUGUGGUUCCGGUGCCGAGUCCUCACAUCGUACGAUCCUGCCAAAGGUAUCUACAUUUUGUUGUGAAUUGCUGUCGCGCUGCGAUUUCAACGUAGUUGAGUGGUGACUCCCGACCUUAGACAGACAGAGCGCUGUCGCGGCCGUUUGCGUGUGUCUUGAACAGUCAUUCAUUAUUCGCAUUUCAACUGUAGUCGCAAUCACCACGUACGGCUUGGGAAGCCGAAAGGAUGCGGUGACAAAUGAUAUGCGGACCUCGCAAUACCUCGGUGCUUCAGUUCAAACUUGCCAAAGUUUGGACACGAGGGUUCGGAUCUUGGCACAGUCACGCGAAUGUGUUCGUGUGUGUGUGUGUGUGU